GUCUGUCCCCUCCCACUACUGUCCCCGCCUCUGGGGGUGUGGAGCUGUGUGCGGAGUUUAAUGACUUCCAUCCAGCAGUGUGUGAUCUGCUACGAAGAGCUGACUCAAGAUCUUAGCGCCGCUCCAUGCGGGCACGUGUUUCACUCAUUCUGCAUCAACAAAUGGAAUUCGCCGGGAAGGUGCUGCCCAAUCUGCCACGUCGUGCUACCGUCGGAGCUCCUCAAGCUGUACUACGAGCCCCAGAAAGACGCACCAGAUGAAACGGCCGUCGCAGGCUGUGCGCUAGAUUGCGGGACGAAGGACGUCGAAGCUAUGGCCGCAGAAAUGAAAAAGCUCCAAAGAAAAUUGACGAAAAGUAACAAGAGGUUUAUGGAGGGUGAGAAUGCGCGCACCCAGAAAGCCAGAGAGCUGGAGGACUUGAAGAGAGAAGUCGCCGCCGCGCACGUCGUUGCCGCGAACUCACAGAAGGAACUGGAGACUGCAAGGAUCGAUUUGUUCAAGAAGCACAGGGACAACAAUAGGCUCAAGCGAGAGUUGGAAGGAAACCAGAAGCGGCUUCGCGAGAUUCAGGGGGACCAGGUGGCUUACAGCUACCUGAGCCAGUUUUCGUCUCCUGCAAGGGGACGGGCUCUCGUUGGCCUAGGCCAGACGGACGUGGAGAAGGUGCUCGGACAGAUACGCCAAGGGAACACCCAGGCUGACACAGUCAUCAGGAGUCAGCACGAGCAGCUUACCGGGUCGAUGGAACGAGAGCAGAGAGCCAAACGGGAACUGCGUAAGUGGAAGCAGGAGGGCGAGACGAUAGGGCUCGAGCUGCAGGGGGUGCGGUCCAGGCUGGCCAAGGCGAGGAAGGAGGUCUCUCGGCUGGAGAAAGCCCUAGCUGAGGCCACCGUCAAGGCGGAGAGGCAGGCGCGAGGUAGUGAAUCGGCGUUACCCCCGGGGCCGUCCGCCGGGACCAUCCUCGGCGACUGGGUCGCGGAAGAGAGGCCCUGCAGCAGCGGGGGGGAGAGCAAGUGGGCGCUCUCCCGCAAGUCGGUCAGCGGGAGGCUAGGCGGCAAGGCGCCUUCGGCCCCGCGGGCUACGGCUUGCUUGGCUUCCAAGCUGGCCAAGAGAAAAUGGGUCGAGCGGGCCGACAAGGAGGAGGAGGACGAACUCGUGUCGCUCGGGUCAGAAUCGGAAGGCGAGGGCGACAGCAGCGAAGACGAGGGCGAGGAGGCGGAGCCAGGCUCGCAGGGAGACCUCAAAAAGACAGCGGAGAGGCGGGCGGCCUCGCGCGGCCACGGCAGCGGCGGCGGCGGCGCGUUAGGUGUGGCCAUGCUGAUAAAGCCAGGUCCACCUUCACGCACUUUUUUCACGUCGGCGGUGGCAAGAGGCGGGGCAGGAGCACAGCCGAACCGAAAGCCCGGAAAGCUCAUCAACAAGGGGUUCAACGCCGUGGGCGGGAGACAUCUAGUAGUACGACCUUCCGCCUCUUCCUCCACGAAACCUGCCUUCUAUCUCGGUGGCAAGCAGAGCCGCCUCGCCACCACUUCGCGCAACCUGACUCUUUAAAAAGCGCGCGUCAGCGGGGGGGAGCUUUUUGUUUCGCCCAUUGUAUUACGGAUGUCACGGCAAACGGCGGGAGCAUAGGCUUUCUUUCUGUGGGCCUGGUGCACCGAUCAUUGUGAAGGCUUGCAGCAGCAGUCCGAGCGGCAAUCUGGCCCAAGACGUGCGUGCGCGUACCCGGGGCUGGAAGGCGUUCAGGCCAACUCCCUUCAGUCGAUCGGGUGCAAGGCGUGCGUGAGAGCGCCCCUGUGCUAGUAGAAGGCUUCGAGCUUGUCUCCCUUCGUCGGAACAGUUUUGAUGUCGGCGAGUGUCCCGGAGUUGUCACUCCAGCAAGGUGGCAUCCAUACCCAGCAGCGGGAUGACCCCCCAGGUCUUGCGGAUAACGGUUGCCGGUUGAUUCAUGCGUCCGUGUUGCUUUUAUGCCUAUCCCGCCCUCGCCCGGGUUGGAAUAAUUUAUCUUGUGAAACUUCGAGAAAGUCCAGACGUUGGCGGAGGUUGUAUCUUGGCCUUGUGUGUGUGCCUUCAGCGACUACGUAGAAAGACGCCCGCUUUUGGGGGAUUCACGGUGCUACCGCGUAUGUAUGUAGGCCUUCAUGACUGACUAUAGAUGGAUCGGUGGAUUUUGUUCACCUCCAUGAGUUAGUGUGGGAGGCUGGAGUGCCAGAAGCGUUCACCACCAAGUGUACCGAUAUCGUAUUUUGCCCACGUUCUUUGUUGUGGCCAGGGAUUGUUUGCACCGCAGUAGCGGGGCGUGCAUAAGCGCAGCCUGAAAUGUCUAGUUGGUUGGAAUUAGAUCGUCGAUAUUGCAUGGGAAUUUUGAACGAACGGCGUACUUUUGUGGAUGUUGUGUGCAGCAUUGCUUCUAUCGUGACGCCUCCUCAUUCGUUAAACUUGGCCUUGGGACCCUUUUCUUUUCGUACGCGUUUAAACCUUGCCGCCGACUUUUUUUCAUGAGAAAGCCGGUCUGCUGAGCGAGCUUGAUAUUUAUAUGCUUGUGGAUUUCUUUCUGUCGAACAAAAAACUCCACAAUCAAAUGUAUCUCUCCGCCGAAUCCACCGUUGGCCUAGACGUAUGUAGACAACACUUUCAUCUCCUAUUUUUAAAUAGCAGCAAGUAGUCUAAUUCGAUUUCCCUCCCAAGCCUCCUUUAGAACUAACUCUGAACGGGGGGGGACGACGAGCGGAGGGUCGGCUGCUUUCUCGCCUAGUUGCCGAAUUUUCGGGUAAUCGCACACCCUUUACAGUGUAGAACGUCUUUCAUAGCU
Molecule: messenger RNA, 2809 nt
Organism: Ectocarpus sp. CCAP 1310/34
Lineage: Eukaryota; Phaeophyceae; Ectocarpales; Ectocarpaceae
Source: the annotation of a GenBank genome assembly